Messenger RNA from Leucoraja erinaceus (little skate), 7046 nucleotides. Its product is annotated as insulin receptor-like. Gene Ontology annotation, molecular function: ATP binding; phosphatidylinositol 3-kinase binding; insulin receptor activity. Gene Ontology annotation, cellular component: insulin receptor complex; membrane; axon. The transcript has 22 exons. Gene Ontology annotation, biological process: glucose homeostasis; positive regulation of kinase activity; positive regulation of MAPK cascade. Bases 2690 to 6790 code for a protein of 1366 amino acids. NCBI's taxonomy places the organism in Eukaryota, Metazoa, Chordata, Chondrichthyes, Rajiformes, Rajidae. The record is from RefSeq and is a predicted model, not a curated record.
CAUACGGUUGGGUUGCUACGCAAGUGAAAAAUGAAAUGUUGUUCAUCCAGUUUGCGUGUGGCCUCACUAUGGUAAUGGAGGAGGCCCAGAACAGAAAGGCCAGUAUGGGAAUGGGAAGAGGUGUUAAAAUGGUUGACGAACAGGAGAUCUAAAGGCCUUGGCGGACUGAGCACAUGUUUAGCGAAACGGCCACCGAGUUUACACUUGGUCUCGCCUACGUGCAGAAGGCCACAACAGGAACCGGGGUCGCAUUAGAUGAGGUUAGAGGAGGUGCACAUGAACCUCUAUCCUCUGGAAGAACUAGUGGGUCCCUGGAUGGCGGUAAGGGAGGAGGUAAAGGGACAGGUUUUACAUCUUCUGUGGUUGCAGAGGAAAGUCCCUGGUGAGGGGAUGGUUUGGGUGGGAAGAGAUGAGUGAACCAAGGAGUUGCAGAGGGAGUGGUCUCUGUGGAAAGCAGAAAGGGGUGGGAAUAGGAAGAUGUGACUGGUGCUGGGAUCAGGUUGGAGGUGACGGAAAUGUUGGAAGAUGACGUGUUGGAUGUGGAGACUGGUGGGGUGAAAGUUGAGAACUCGGUCCUUGUUGCAUCUAGGGGGAGGGGAGCAAAUGCAGAACUAUGGACACAGAGGAGAUGCAGGUAAGGGAUCCAUCUAUGGAAGCAAGGGGGAAACCACGUUUACGAAAGCAUGAGAACCCCGUUGGUUGUCCUAGAAUGGAAAGCCUCAUCUUUGGAGCAGAUGUGGUGGAGAUGGAGAAAUUGAGAGUAGCGGAUAGCAUCUUUGCAAGAGGCAGGGUCGGAGGAAGUGUAGUCUGAAUAACUGCUUGUAGGUUUGAAGUAGAUGUCAGGUUUAAUUGGCAUAUGUACUGUCAACAGAACAAUGAAAUACUUAUUUGUAGUAGCAUGAAGAUCACAAAGUGGCAGUGACGUGCACAAUUUUUAAAUUGCCAUCUUUUGUUAAAUUUGCAUGUGUCCUUAACACUAUGAGAUGAAAACAUGGCCAUGUAUGAUCUCUCAUUUAAAACAAAGUUAUGUGUGGUAUGUCUGUACCCCUGCCUGACCGUCCAUUACCCUUACUAUUACCCAUCCCCUUACCAUUUGCGUAGUGGAAUAGCUUGUGACAAUAACACUGGCUAACAUGUCUGUUAAAAUGGAUAAAGAAAAAUGUAAACACCCUCAUGAAAUAUUCACACCUUACUACAUCAAGCAUCCUUUAAAUAGCAAUAACUCCAGAUUAUUGCUUUGUUUAACUCCAAUCCAAUGGGAUUAGAGCAGUGUUUAUGUUAUUUAUCAUUGUGCAGUCCCCAAAAAUCCUGUUGUUUGCUUGCAGCCAAGUAGAGAUAUUUAAUUAUCUCGUCAGUGCAAAGUUAGUCCAUGUUUUAAAAAAAAUAAUCACAGAGUCCAGUCCGCGAAGCGGUGUACUCUUGGUUCUGGUUUUGCAGUUGUCCCGUCUCUCUUCUCUUUCCACCCCCCCUCUCUCUCUCUCUCCAUGGGCUGGCGAUGCUUGUUUACUCGGCACAGCCAGAAGAAGUUUGCGUUUGGUCUGUUGGUUCGAGGCUUUUCGAUACCGCUUGGUCGUCCGUCUUUUUUUUUGGUGUUGCUCUACCUACCAGAGAAAAAAUAAAUUGCAAUUCAUUUUUGCUAAAGAAGCACACGAGAGAAAGAAAAAAACAAAAAACAGAGACGUUGUUGAGAAAAACAAAAUAUUGGGAGAAAACAAUCACUUUGGAAUGCGUUGAAGCCAUAGGCAAGAAAAAAACCUUCAAGGAUUUUAUGGCAUUGUUGAUCAAUUUUGCGCCUGGUGUUCUGAUAAUUUAUUAAAUAUUUUGAUUUAUUUUUUUCCUUUCGUGAAAUGGGGACGUGCUGAUUUUCUUCUUGCGGGGAGCCUGCAAUAUUAACAACAACAAAAAAGAACGCAGGAAGCCAAAGGAAAAUCAAGUUUGGAUCAUCUUGGAAAGGAUUUUGUGGCUGAUUGAUUUUCUCAACAGAUUGGAUUGUUUUCCCCUUCCUCUUCUCAGGACCUGGUAAAUGUGACAGGAUUUAAACAACAACAAAAAAAACCCCAUCCCAAACAAUUGCAUCUUGUUGCAAUGAUAUCAUCCGGUGAAAAGGAAAUUACAACUAAAAACAGUGGAGUUUGAGGAUGAAAUAAAAGCAAAGGAAAUGAGGGGUUUCUUGAACAGGGCAGUGAAGCCACAACCUUUGCAACUCAAAUGUGAUUUCCAGAGAAGAUCUUGUCUUUGAAGGGGGGAACAAAAGAUUGGAGAAAGCUUCUUCAGCUGUGGUGGAAGAAAUAAUCCUGCAAAUAAAUUAAGAGGCGAAAAAGCUGUAAAAUCUGUAACAAACUCCCAAAAAAGACUGGAGAAUAAGGGCCGAUUAAUCUUAUUUUCCUUCUCUCUCAUGGACAAAGUGAAGGAUUUGAUCCAGUCUAACUGUCUUGUGGAAAGAAAACUCAAGAUUUUUAUCUGUGUUGGGAACAGUUGUACUUUUUAUUUGCGAGAUUUAAAAACAAAUUAUAUUUUUCCUCCUUCUCCUCUUUCCACCCCUAAGUAACCUCGAAAAAAAUCCAAAAAAACUCAACUUUUAUUGCAGGUUGCCCUUCAACCCUGCGUUUUGUUUUGGUUUUUAUUCUGAUCCAUACAAGGGUUGUUUGUGUGGGAGUUAAUUUUGAAAUAGGAAGAUUUCAGACCCAGAAUGGGAAUAAAGACUUUGAUAUUAACCUCGGUGACUCUCUUCAUUCUGGCCAACACUGGCCCAACAGAAGCAAAAAUUUGUCAAAGCCUAGAUAUUCGAAACAACAUCACACACUUGGAGCAGCUAAGGAACUGCACUGUCAUCGAGGGGAAUCUGCAGAUCCUGCUGUUGUUUGGCUCAAAACCUGACGAUUUCCGUGGACUGAGCUUUCCUGAACUUACGAUGAUAACUGAUUACUUACUUCUGUUUCGUGUCUACGGCCUAGAAAGCUUGAAGGAUCUCUUCCCAAACUUGACUGUGAUUCGUGGCACACGCCUCUUCUUCAACUAUGCGCUGGUCAUCUUUGAGAUGCUGCACUUCAAAGAAAUAGGCCUGUACAACUUAGUGAACAUCACCCGGGGCGCUGUACGAAUUGAAAAAAACCCAGAGCUUUGCUAUCUGUCCACCCUUGACUGGUCAAAGAUUCUCGACUCAGUGGAGGACAAUUAUAUCAAGUCCAAUAAGGAUGACAGAGAGUGUGGUAAUGUGUGCCCAGGCACACUGCAAGGAAACACCAAAUGUGCCCAGACCGUCUUCAACGAUCAGUUUAACCACAGAUGCUGGACGAGUGACCAUUGCCAAAGAGUUUGCCCCUCUGAUUGCCGUCGCAAAGCCUGCACUCCCGGCGGUCAGUGCUGUCACGAUGAAUGCUUGGGAAGUUGCAAGGCACCGGGCAACGCAGCCAAGUGCGUGGCCUGCCGGCACUACGACUAUCAAGGCAGGUGUAUCCCCGUCUGCCCUCCAGGUACCUACAGGUUCGAGGGGUGGCGCUGCGUGAACUUCUCCUUCUGUCAAAUGCUGCGCAAUGAAUGCAAAACUUCCAAGGAGACGGAGUGCUCUGGUCACGUCAUCCACAACGGGGAAUGUAUGUCUGAGUGCCCCUCAGGAUACAUCGUCAACUCUACCAGCCUUCUUUGUUCGCCUUGUACUGGUCUGUGCCCAAAGAUAUGCUCGGUGAAUUUAAAGAACAUAGAAUCUGUGACAGCUGCUCAAGACCUCCGAGGCUGCACCGUCAUCAAAGGCAGCUUGGUCAUCAACAUCCGCGGAGGAACCAAUAUUGCAGCAGAGCUGGAAGCAAACCUGGGUCUGAUCGAAAUCAUCACUGGCUACCUGAAGAUCCGCAGCUCCUAUGCUUUGGUGUCACUAGCCUUUUUCCGCAGCCUGCGCUUGAUCCAAGGUGAAAUUGUGGAACCAGGGAACUAUUCCUUCUACGUAUUGGACAAUCAGAACCUGCAGCAACUGUGGGAUUGGGAGAAGCACAAUCUGACUAUUGCCCAGGGCAAGAUGUUUUUCCACUUCAACCCGAAGCUGUGCCUGUCCGAAAUAUACAAAAUGGAGCUGGCCUCAGGGACCAAGGGGCGACAGCAGAAAAUGGAUAUUGCUCAAAAAACUAAUGGAGACCAGGCAUCAUGUGAAACCCAGCUCCUGAAGUUUGUUUUCAAUAAAACCACAACUGACAAGAUUGUGUUGAAGUGGCAGCCAUUUUGGCCACCAGACUUCAGAGACCUCCUGGGUUUCAUGAUAUUCUACAAGGAGGCCCCUUUCCAGAACGUGACUGAAUUUGAAGGGCAGGACGCCUGCGGAACAAACAGUUGGAAGGUGAUAGACGUGGAGCCUCCCGGACGAUCAGAAGGGAAAAUGAGUAAUCCGGGAACGCUGCUUCUUGGCCUCAAGCCCUGGACACAGUAUGCAAUCUUUGUCAAGACCCUACUCACGAUAAGUGAUGAGAGGCACAAUCACGGAGCCAAAAGCGAGAUUGUCUACAUUCGCACCACAGCAGGCAUUCCUUCCGUGCCACUGGAUCCAAUAUCAGUGUCCAACUCCUCUUCCCAGAUCAUCUUGAAGUGGAAGCCCCCAACAGACCCUAAUGGCAACAUCACCCACUACCUGGUGUUCUGGCAGCAGCAGCCUGAGGACAGUGAACUGUAUGAGUUUGAUUACUGCCAGAAGGGCUUAAAGUUGCCAUCGCGAGCGCCUACAACUCACAGUGAUCCUGAGGAUGGACAGAAGCAAAACCAGACUGACAUUUGUCACGUCUUGGGUGAAUGCUGCGCAUGUCCCAAAACAGAGUCGCAGCUCAAAAGGGAAGCUGAGGAGGCUGCUUUUCAGAAGAAAUUCGAAAACUACCUGCACAAUGAAGUUUUCAUGAUCAGACCUACACCUCACGAGAGUGAUACUAAGGACAGUAGGCCUUCCCGGAAACGCAGGGAACUGGGAACGCUGUCGAACAGCAGCAUUCUUGCAUUGACCACACCUACCUCCGUCAUUAACGCAUCGGCAACUAAAUCACCAGAGGAAGAGUAUCCAAAAUUAUCAGAGAAGGUGUGGAUGAAGGAGUCUCUCGUGAUCUCCAAGCUGCGCCAUUUUUCAGGAUAUCGCAUUGAAAUUCACGCAUGCAACCAUGACACGGAAACCGUGGGAUGUAGUGUUGCGGCUUACGUUAGUGCAAGAACCAUGCCUGAAGCAAAUGCUGAUGACAUUGUGGGUCCAAUCACACACAAGGUCGUGGAUAAAGUGGUUCAUAUCAAAUGGGACGAGCCAAGGGAUCCAAAUGGUCUCAUUGUGCUGUAUGAAGUAAAUUACAGACGACUUGUAGACUCUGAAGAAACGACACAGUGUGUGUCUCGUAAACGAUACCUCGCUGAGCAAGGGUGCAAACUGAAAGUGCACCAUCCCGGGAACUAUACUGUGAAAGUACGGGCUACGUCACUGGCUGGAAAUGGUUCGUGGACAGAGGCGUUCUCCUUCUGCAUCCAGGAUUCAAACACGAAUCACAAUAGUGACAUUUACAAGAUAGUUGGGCCAGCAAUCCUCGCCAUUCUGCUCAUCAUCGUAGUUCCCGUUGUCUUUCUGGUGGUGAGGAAGAGACGAACAGAAUUACCUACAGGAAUGUUUUACACAUCUUCAAAUCCGGAAUACAUUAGUGCCAAUGAUGUCUACGUUCCAGAUGAGUGGGAGGUUGCACGUGAUAAGAUAGAGCUGUUGAGGGAGCUGGGGCAAGGUUCCUUCGGCAUGGUCUAUGAAGGGAACGCAAAGGAUACCGUAAAGGGAUACCCGGAUACUCACGUGGCUGUGAAAACUGUUAAUGAGUCUGCCAGUCUCAGAGAACGUAUCGAGUUUCUGAAUGAGGCGUCAGUGAUGAAGGCAUUCACCUGUCACCAUGUGGUCCGUUUGCUUGGUGUUGUAUCAAAGGGGCAGCCUACACUGGUUGUCAUGGAGCUGAUGACCCAUGGGGAUCUGAAGAGUUACUUGCGCUCAUUGCGGCCAGAUGCUGAGAUUAGACCAGACCGUGAGCCCCCCACCCUGAAGGAAAUGAUUCAGAUGGCCGCUGAGAUUUCGGACGGAAUGGCUUACCUGAACGCUAAAAAGUUUGUCCACAGAGAUCUGGCGGCUCGAAACUGCAUGGUGGGAGAGGAGUACACAGUAAAAAUUGGAGAUUUUGGAAUGACCAGAGACAUUUAUGAGACAGACUACUAUCGUAAAGGUGGCAAAGGUUUGCUCCCAGUGCGGUGGAUGGCUCCUGAAUCCCUGAAAGAUGGAGUGUUUACGACGUUCUCUGAUGUUUGGUCAUUUGGAGUUGUGCUUUGGGAGAUCAGCACUCUAGCAGAGCAGCCAUACCAGGGUCUAUCAAACGAACAAGUUCUUAAAUUUGUCAUGGACGGAGGCUAUUUGGAUCGUCCAGACAGCUGUGCUGAUAGAAUACAUACCCUGAUGCAGAUGUGUUGGCAAUAUAACCCAAAGUCAAGGCCCACUUUUGUGGAGAUUAUUACCAUGCUGAAAGACGACCUUCACCCAAGUUUCCGCGACGUCUCCUUCUACUACAGUGAGGGUAACAAGCCUCCCGACACGGAGGAGUACGACAUGGAUUUUGAGAAUAUGGAAAGCAUUCCGCUUGACCCUUCUUCUUACUCACAGACAGAAACCCCACUGAGUCACAGCCGAGACAAUGGGCCCAAUAUGGGCCUGAGGGGCAACUAUGACGAACACAUACCGUACACUCAUAUGAACGGAGGCAAGAAGAAUGGGCGAAUAUUGUCCUUGCCAAGGUCAAGCCCUUCGUAACAUUUCCUCUACCUCCUAUUUCUUUAUCAUUUACAUGUAUUGGGCCCGUAGUAUCUCAGGACUCAAUUAUGGCUGCCACAGUUUGCCACAUAAGGAAAAGGACCUUGCAUUCGUUAAAAAAGAAAUCAUUUUUCUGCCAAGUGGCUGGUUAUAUAAAUGAAUCAAACUGUGAAGAGACAAAGAAAAACUCACUCAUAUUCUAUAACUGUAGAACUAUAUACACGUUCAUAUGGUGAAUACAUACAUGUACAUAAUA